This is a messenger RNA of Candidula unifasciata, 1131 nucleotides long. The record is from the annotation of a GenBank genome assembly. NCBI's taxonomy places the organism in Eukaryota, Metazoa, Mollusca, Gastropoda, Stylommatophora, Geomitridae.
AUGCUGGUUCACAUCUCCCGACUUCAGCGCGUCCUUCUACCCCCUACGUUUUUUCUUAGAGUGCGAGUUGAUGCAUGUCUGUUUAUAAAGCAAUUUUUCGUCUGGCAGGUCCAGCAGAACUACAAGAAAGCCCACGCCUAUCUGUCUCUGGUCAUCUGCACCUAUGGUGUCAUCACCAACAUCAUUAACAUCGUGGUGCUCACGAAGCCGAAAAUGAGGAACAGCAUCAACUGUAUCUUAACUGGUGUGGCUGUGGCAGACACCAUCACCAUGACCUCCUACAUACCCUUUGCCUACUUCUACUACUUGAUGAACCCGGAUACCAGAAUCGUCAGUCUACCCUGGAACACGUUCUUGGCCGUUCACAUGAACCUGACCUUGAUCUCCCACACGUCCUCCAUCUGGCUGGGUGUUAUCAUGGCCGCCAUGCGCUACUUCUUCGUCCGCCCCACUACGCGAGGGGCGCAAACCCUGGACUGUCGCUCCACUCUGCCAGUGAUCCUCAUCACGUUUCUAGGAGCCGUCCUGCUCAUCAUCCCCAACUGUCUGGCCACCGGGCUCGAACCCUGCUACAACAACGCCACCGGUUUGGUUAACUGGCAUCUCUCGCUACCCAGCUUCGGUCAGGGAGGCAACACGCUGCACACCAUCACCUUUUUCAUCUACCCGGUGGCCGGGAAGAUCGUCCCUUGCACUCUCAUCUCCAUCUUCGGAGGGCUUCUGCUUCAUACACUCAGGGAAACGGACAAGAGGUCGCGGAGGUUAAAGGGCGAGAGUUCAAGCGGUAACAACGGGCACAGCCAAACUAGAAGGACAACAAUCAUGCUUUUGGCCAUUAUCGCUCUUUACCUCAUCUCCGAGAUCCCUCAGUCGAUUCUCGUUCUUUUGUGCAUUUUUGUUCAAGACUUUUUCACUGAUGUCUACGGUCUAUUGGGAGACUUUAUAGACCUGUUGACUCUGUUGAACACCGCGUUUAAUUUCAUCACCUACAUCGCGAUGAGCAGUCAGUUCCGAAACACUCUUGUUGAAGUCAGCCUAGCGUGGGCGAACACACUCCUUUGUCAGACGUGGUCAAGCAAUAGCGUUUCUAGUUCGCCCAAGAGCCCAAAGAGUAAACCAACAGCGGUUUGA